CUAGAAAUAGGUGUCCGCACAUCGAAUUGACUCUCGCUCCAAGUCCUUGGAUGGUGUGCCGUCUGCUAUGGUUACUAUGCAUCCAAGACUACUAUAAAAAAGACGCGUGCCAAUACAAAACAAAAUGUGCUGAUCCUGACUUGCCAAUACCUAAAAAACCUCCUUGGAAAUAUGAUCAGAAUGCACUAUUAGAACCGGAGACAUCUACCCCGCUUGUUUGCAGAAUUCCAGGAAUCAAUGACAGUUCCUCUCAAAAUGUUAUUAGAAAGACAUCUUCAAAAAGCAUUGAGGCAUAUAUCCUUGAUAAAGGAUCAAGAUGUGGUAUACUUUGGUGGCGGCCUCUUUUUCUCAGACCUGCUAGGAACAUUCGAGCCUUUCUUGUUGUCAUAUGCAUAGUUUCCUGCUUGCAGGCAGCUUUUUCAGGCUAUACUGCCUCUCAGCGAUCCUUUGUGUAA
Molecule: messenger RNA, 455 nt
Organism: Protopolystoma xenopodis
Lineage: Eukaryota; Metazoa; Platyhelminthes; Monogenea; Polystomatidea; Polystomatidae
Source: the annotation of a GenBank genome assembly